Messenger RNA from Spirodela intermedia, 282 nucleotides. Lineage: Eukaryota; Viridiplantae; Streptophyta; Magnoliopsida; Alismatales; Araceae. The record is from the annotation of a GenBank genome assembly.
AUGAUCAAUGGUCAGAAUCAGCCAGCUAUAAAGGCCUCAGCAGCUGUUACCGAGACACCGCCCUCGGACGGUGACGGGCGCAACGGCCAACUUGAUCCAACCGUUGAUCUUGAGAUCAACAGAGGGGAUCACGUGGCCAUAAAGGCACCGAAACCUUUUGCGAUCGCCGAUGCCUCGGCUGUGACGCUACUGACGUCAUCAACGUCAGACGCCGCGGACGUUGGCAUCGCACAAAACCCUACACCAUCACGUGUCAAGCCCUGCUCAGCUGGCACCGUAUAG